CAGAAAGGGCGUGUUGUCUCUAUAAAAACCGUUGGUUUGACACAGAUUACACAGACGCUCUUUACCUGCAAACGACAUCGUCACUGUGCAUCUGUGCACCAGAAGCCUUCCAAAAUGUCAGACAACCCAGUCAAAGGUGAGGUGGAGUGUUUUGACAAAAAAAAGCUGAAGAAAACUUUAACAGCAGAAAAGACCAUACUUCCAACCCAAGAGGUAAUUGACCAGGAGAAGAAAGGGCAAUGUCAAGCAUCAUCAUAAUCCCUCCCAUUCAUUCCUGCUCCAUUACCUGCUCCUCCUCCAGAAUGAUCGUCUCCACUUCCUCCUCUGUUUUCUGUGCUGCCAUGUUUGAUUUGAAAAGGUGUUCAGGUGGGCGCUUUUGGGGUCAGAUCUGUCCUCAACUACAAUGAUUUACUAAUGCAGUGGUUGAUUUUUGUAAUGUUAUUUCCAUGCUGUUUUGAAGUUGAAAUCACAUGAUUUGGCCGUGUAACGAUUCAGAAAGAAGAAACACUAGCUGUAUAGAUGGAAAUGAAAAUAAUUAAAAUUGUUAGCCUUAACUAAAGUGCAUCUGUAAAUUUUGCCAUUCAGAACACGUUCUGGAAAAUAAUCAGGAAAUGUAAUUUUGUUUUAAUAAAAUGUAUGAAAAAUG
Molecule: messenger RNA, 646 nt
Organism: Cheilinus undulatus (humphead wrasse)
Lineage: Eukaryota; Metazoa; Chordata; Actinopteri; Labriformes; Labridae
Gene: tmsb1
Product: thymosin beta 1
Exons: 3
Coding region: 115-258 (47 amino acids)
Biological process (GO): regulation of cell migration; actin filament organization
Cellular component (GO): cytoplasm
Molecular function (GO): actin monomer binding
Source: RefSeq, a predicted model, not a curated record